ACUUGAGAAAGACGUUUGACCAGGAACCUCUCGGAAAAGAAGUGUCACUGGAACAAGAAGUGUUGCUGCAAUGUCGGCCACCUGAAGGCAUCCCAGCUGCUGAGGUGGAGUGGUUAAAGAACGAGGAAGUUAUCGACCCCGCAGAUGACAGGAACUUCUACAUCACCAUCGACCACAACCUGAUAAUCAAACAGGCUCGUCUGUCUGACACGGCCAACUACACCUGCGUGGCAAAGAACAUCGUGGCCAAGAGACGCAGCACCACUGCCACGGUCAUCGUCUACGUGAAUGGCGGCUGGUCAACAUGGACGGAGUGGUCGGUGUGCAACAGCCGCUGUGGCCGUGGUUACCAGAAACGCACUCGCAGCUGCACCAACCCAGCGCCGCUCAAUGGAGGCGCCAUCUGCGAAGGGCAAGGCAUCCAGAAGCUGCCGUGCAAUCCUCUGUGCCCAGUGGAUGGCCUGUGGACAGAGUGGAGUAAGUGGUCCACCUGUGGGACAGAGUGCACCCACUGGAGGAGGAGAGAAUGCAGCGCCCCGGCACCAAAAAACGGGGGAAAGGACUGUGAGGGCAUGGUGCUCCAGUCCAAGAACUGCACCGAUGGGCUGUGCAUGCAGAGUUCCUUAUAUCAGAAGUCCUCUGAGGCAAAAGACAAGAGUGAUUUGGGAAAUUCAUUGGCCCCCAGUACAGACGAUGUAGCUCUCUAUGUGGGUAUUGUCAUAGCGGUGAUCAUGUGCCUGGUUAUCUCCGUGGUUGUGGCGCUCUUCAUCUACAGGAAGAACCACCGAGACUUCAACUCUGACAUCAUCGAUUCCUCCGCCCUCAACGGAGGCUUCCAGCCGGUCAGCAUCAAGACGGCCCGCAAAGCUGAUCUCCUCACGGCGCCCCCUGAUCUGACCUCAGCGGCCGCCAUGUACCGCGGCCCGGUUUACGCCCUCCAUGAUGUGGCCGACAAAAUCCCCAUGACUAAUUCCCCUCUGCUGGACCCUCUUCCCAACCUGAAGAUUAAGGUGUACAACUCUUCGGGCUUAGUGACGCCACAGGACGACCUGGGAGGGGAAUUUUCCUCCAAACUGUCACCCAAGCUGCCGCACUGCCUGCUGGACAACAACGACAGCACGAUGGGCCGUCGCACGCAGACCCAGACGUUGCUCCGAACCAGGGAUCCGUCCUGCACCGCUCUGGGCUCCUUCAGCUCCCAGGGAGGACACCUCAUUGUGCCCAACUCAGGGGUGAGUCUGCUAAUUCCAGCCGGGGCCAUUCCUCAGGGCAGAGUGUAUGAAAUGUAUGUGACCGUUCAGAGGAAGGACAACAUGAGGCCCUCGGUGGAUGAUGGCCAAACAGUGCUGAGCCCCGUGGUGAGCUGCGGGCCCCCCGGGGCCCUGUUGACUCGGCCCGUCAUCAUCACCAUGCACCACUGUGCCGUGUGCGACGGCCAACAGGAUUGGUUGAUCCAGCUCAAGAGCCAGUCGCAGCAGAACCAGUGGGAGGAUGUGGUGGUGGUAGGAGAAGAAAACUUCACCACGCCGUGCUACAUCCAAAUGGAUGACGAGGCUUGCCACAUCCUGACGGAGACGCUGGGCACCUACUGCCUCGUGGGCCAAUCUCUCAGUGCUUCUACCAUCAAGCGCCUCAAACUGGCCAUCUUCGGGCCCGUCACCUGCCCCGGCAUGGAGUACCACAUCAGAGUCUACUGCCUGGACGACACGCAGGACGCGCUGAAGGAGGUCUUACAGAUGGAGAAGCAGAUGGGUGGGAAAUUGUUGGAUGAACCAAAGACUCUCAGCUUUAAAGACAGCACCCACAACCUGAGACUUUCCAUCCACGAUGUCCCCCACACGUUGUGGAAGAGCAAACUACUAGCCAAGUACCAGGAGCUUUCCUUCCAGCAAGUGUGGAACGGUUCACAGAGGAACCUCCACUGUUGCUUCACCUUGGAGCGAUUCUCUGCCAGCACCGUGGACCUGGCCUGCAAGAUAUGUGUUCGCCAAGUGGAGGGAGAAGGACAGAUUUUUCAGCUGGACACUACGCUGUCAGAGGACUCCCAGAGCAUCGACACGUCUCUGCUGGACCCCGCCAGCAACAUCACCACGCUGGUGGGGCCCAACGCCUUUCGUAUCCCCGUUUCCAUCCGACAGAAGUUGUGCGGCAGCCUGGACGCGCCGCAGACCAGAGGAAACGACUGGAGGAUGUUGGCCCACAAGCUCAACCUCGACAGGUAUCUUAACUACUUUGCCACCAAAUCCAGCCCGACAGGAGUGAUCCUGGACUUGUGGGAGGCCCAGCAUUUUCCCGACGGCAACCUCAGCCGCCUCGCCCAGGUACUGGAGGAGAUGGGACGCCAUGACAGCCUUGUUCCUGCUAUGACUGAGCACUGACACCUGCCCACCAGGGAGUGUGACAUUCCAGACACGAAGAAGAAAAAAAACAAAAAAGAAAAUAAAGGGAUGGGGACCGCCUCCCCCCCAAUCGAACGCUGGAGAGUCAGUCAUGUGGCAUCUCAAUGACAAACACACGUACACAAACGCUGCCUGAGUGUACAUUCAAAAGAAGUAAGAAGAUAGAAAACGGCAAGGUCUGCUCUGCCAUGACCCAGUUAAACAUUGGCAACAAAGGGUGUAAAAAAACUUGGAGAGUAAACAGGAAUCUCUGCCAGUCAUUUCUCUGGCUGUUCCUCUCUCUCUCUCUUUCUCUCUCUCUCUCUCUCUCUCUCUCUCUCUCUCUGGUACAACGACUUGAUAUUUUUGGCUCUCGUUUCCCUGGAAACAGCUUUCCGGUUAUUUGUAUGGACUGAGCGGAUGUGGAUGAUGCCCCUCGUAAUAUACAAGAGUUAGCAACACGCUAUCAGAGGUCAAAGGAUCAAAGGAGGAAGACUCGGAUCAGAGGAAGCGCCUCUCCCCUCUCCGGAUCCGUCUCCAUAGCAACUCCAUGGACAAGUAUGUGUUCUGUGAUAACAUAGUAUUUAAUAAUAUGCCUAUUUAUACAUAUCUUUUUUUUUUUUGUAUUUUAUGCUGCCUGUUAUUGAAUACUUUGCAGUGUCCUCUCAUUUUCUUUCUUCUUUCGUUACGUUUGACUGUAUCAUAGCACCACCUGGUGGACACCCGGUGCUGCAGCGUCUCACCCUGUCGGAUACAAGUGCAGAAGGAAAUCAAUGAUGUAAUCAUUUUUACAGGUUUUUUUUUUUAGUGUUGCUGUUGUAACUACUUUUAAUACGUUUUAGUCAUGUUAUGUAUGAUUAUUGAUUUUGUGUGCUUCUUUUACGUGAUUUUUUUAAGUUGUUAAAA
This is a messenger RNA of Stegastes partitus (bicolor damselfish), 3284 nucleotides long. Its product is annotated as netrin receptor UNC5C. The transcript has 14 exons. The record is from RefSeq and is a predicted model, not a curated record. Gene Ontology annotation, biological process: netrin-activated signaling pathway; axon guidance. Lineage: Eukaryota; Metazoa; Chordata; Actinopteri; Pomacentridae. The annotation marks the transcript as partial. Gene Ontology annotation, cellular component: membrane. Gene Ontology annotation, molecular function: protein binding; netrin receptor activity.